UAGUUGCAGUUUCGUUUUUCGGGAAAAUCCCUCCCGGUUCUCUGCGGGCUCCCGGGGAGUGGAGCGCAGGUGAGACGGGAAGUCGAGCUGCCGCUAUGACGGCCGAGGAGCGGCGGAAUCUGCACGCUUUCCAAAACUAUGUCACGAAGAUUCUGGACCCUACCUACAUCCUGAGCUACAUGGCCCCCUGGUUUAAGGAGGAUGAGCUGCAGUAUAUUCAGGCUGAGAAAAACAACAAGGGCGUGAUGGAGGCUGCCUCACUUUUUCUCAAGUUCCUGUUGGAGCUCCAGGAGGAAGGCUGGUUCCGUGGCUUUUUGGACGCUCUUGACCAUGCAGGUUAUUCUGGCCUUUAUGAAGCCAUUGAAAGUUGGGAUUUCCAAAAAAUUGAAAAGUUGGAGGAGUAUAGAUUGCUUUUAAGGCGUUUGCAACCAGAAUUUAAAACCAGUAUUGAUCCAGAUCAUAUCCUUCCUGAUAUGUGUGAAUGUUUAAUUAAUCAAGAAUGUGAAGAAAUUAAACAGGUUUGUUCCAACAAGGGGUCAAUGGCUGGUGCAGAGAAAAUGGUUGAAUGCCUUCUCAGAUCAGACAAGGAGAACUGGCCCAAAACUUUGAAACUUGCUUUGGAGAAAGAAGAGAACAAGUUCAGUGAACUGUGGAUUGUAGAUACAGGUUCCAAAGAUGUUGAAACGAAAGAUCUUGAAGAUGAGGAAAUGAAUACUUCUGACAUACAGAUUGUCUACAAGGAAGAACCAGAAUGCCAGAAUCUUAGUCAGAAUUCAUGUCCACCUUCAGAAGUGUCUCAUACUUACAGUCCAACAAAGCCAAGGAAUUACCAACUAGAGCUCGCUUUGCCUGCUAAGCAAGGAAGAAAUACAAUAAUAUGUGCUCCUACUGGUUGUGGGAAAACCUUUGUUUCACUGCUUAUAUGUGAACAUCAUCUUCAAAAAUUUCCACAAGGACAAAAGGGGAAGGUUGUGUUUUUUGCUAUUCAACUUCCAGUGUAUGAACAGCAGAAAUCUGUGUUCUCAAACUAUUUUGAGAGACGUGGGUACAAAGUUUCAGGCAUUUCUGGAGCCACGUCUGAGAAGGUCUCAGUGGAGCAGAUUGUUGAGAACAAUGACAUCAUCAUCUUAACUCCACAGAUUCUUGUGAACAGCCUUAAAAAUGGGACUGUUCCAUCACUCUCUGUCUUUACUUUGAUGAUAUUUGAUGAAUGCCACAACACCAGUAAACACCAUCCUUACAAUAUGAUCAUGUUUAAUUAUCUAGAUCAGAAACUCGGAGGAUCUUCAGACCCACUGCCUCAGAUCGUUGGGCUGACUGCCUCGGUCGGUGUUGGGGAUGCCAAAAGCACAACUGAAGCCAUGGAAUAUAUCUGCAAACUGUGUGCGUCUCUUGACAUGUCAGUGAUAGCAACAGUCAAAGACAACUUAGAGGAACUGGAAGAAAUUGUUUAUAAGCCCCAGAAGUUUUUCAGGAAAGUGGAAUUACGGACUGACGACAGAUUUAAAUAUAUUAUCUCUCAGUUAAUGAGGGAGACAGAGAGUCUGGCAAAGAGUGUCUUUGGCGAACUGGGUACCGUAACUCUCGAAAACUUAUCUGAAAUUCAAAACAGGAAUUUUGGAACACAGAAAUACGAACAAUGGAUUGUUGCAGUUCAGAAAAAGUGCAUGGUGUUACAGAUGGCAGACAAAGAUGAAGAGAGCAGGAUUUGUAAAGCACUGUUUUUGUACACUUCACAUUUGCGGAAAUUGAAUGAUGCCCUCAUUAUCAAUGAGCAUGCGCGGAUGAAAGAUGCGCUGGAUUACUUGAAAGACUUCUUCACUAAUGUCCGAUCAGCAGGAUUUGAUGAGAUAGAGCAAGAUCUUACUCGGAGAUUUGAAGAAAAGUUGCAAGAACUAGAAAGCAUUUCCAUGGAUCCCAGCAAUGAGAACCCUAAACUCAAAGACCUCUGCUUCAUCUUGCAAGAGGAGUACCAUUUUAAUCCGGACACUAGAACCAUUCUCUUUGUGAAAACCAGAGCACUUGUGGAUGCUUUAAAGAAAUGGAUUGAAGAAAAUUCUAAACUCAGCUUUCUAAAACCUGGCAUAUUGACUGGACGUGGCAAAACAAAUCAGAACAUAGGAAUGACCCUCCCAGCACAGAAGUGCGUAUUGGAUGCAUUCAGAACCACUGACGAUAACAAGAUUCUGAUCGCCACCUCAGUUGCUGAUGAAGGCAUCGACAUUGCUCAGUGCAAUCUGGUCAUCCUGUAUGAGUAUGUGGGCAAUGUCAUCAAAAUGAUCCAAACCAGAGGCAGAGGAAGAGCAAGAGGUAGCAAGUGCUUCCUUCUGACUAGUAAUGCUGAUGUAAUUGAAAAAGAAAAAAUAAACAUGUACAAAGAAAAAAUGAUGAAUGACUCCAUUUUAAAGAUUCAGACAUGGGAUGAAGAAGUAUUUAAAGAGAAGAUUCGCCAGAUACAGAUCCAUGAAAAAUUCAUCAGGGAUAGUCAAGGAAAAGCAAAACCUGUACUUGAUAAGAAAAAUAAAAAACUGCUCUGCAGGAAGUGCAAAGCUUUUGCAUGUUAUACAGCUGAUAUAAGAGUGGUGGAGGAGUGCCAUUUCACUGUAGUUGGAGAUGCUUUCAGAGAGUGCUUUGUGAGUAAAUUACACCCCAGACCAAAGAGUUUUGGGUGUUUUGAGAAGAAAGCAAAGAUAUUCUGUGCCAGAGAAAAGUGUCACCAUGACUGGGGGAUCUAUGUGAAGUAUAAGGCAUUUGAGAUUCCAGUUAUAAAAAUUGAAAGUUUUGUGGUGGAGGACAUUGCAACUGGACAACAGAGACUAUAUGCAAAGUGGAGGGACUUUCAUUUUGAGAAGCUACCAUUUGAUGCUGCAGAAAUGUCCCAAUGACCUCAAGACCCCAAUCUUCAGCGACAGGGAAUGAGUGACCUUGCAUGAAAAAGAACUUAUCCCCAGUGGGUAAGUCAUGAAUGGCUUGUACCACUGUGAAGAUAUUUACCAAACACUUGUCCUGUACUGAAUAGUUAUCACUUAAUUCACCUUCUGUUCAUUGUUUGCGACAGUUUGAACUAUGUCAUAUAUGUAAAGCUACACGUAAGUGAAUCACAACACUGAAUGUUUCAUGUACCAAUAGAGCUCUAAAUACUUAGGAAAAAUUAAAAAGCCUUAACUUCUCUUUCUGUCCUUCCCUUCAGAACCAACUGCCA
Molecule: messenger RNA, 3202 nt
Organism: Rhinolophus ferrumequinum (greater horseshoe bat)
Lineage: Eukaryota; Metazoa; Chordata; Mammalia; Chiroptera; Rhinolophidae
Gene: RIGI
Product: RNA sensor RIG-I
Exons: 18
Coding region: 96-2885 (929 amino acids)
Cellular component (GO): cytoplasm
Molecular function (GO): single-stranded RNA binding; ATP binding; zinc ion binding
Source: RefSeq, a predicted model, not a curated record